Messenger RNA from Schistocerca cancellata (South American locust), 1709 nucleotides. Its product is annotated as juvenile hormone esterase-like. The record is from RefSeq and is a predicted model, not a curated record. NCBI's taxonomy places the organism in Eukaryota, Metazoa, Arthropoda, Insecta, Orthoptera, Acrididae. Bases 1 to 1629 code for a protein of 542 amino acids. The transcript has 10 exons.
AUGUUCUCCAUUACGCUGCUGCUGAUUGCUGCCGCUUUCUCCGCGAGGGUAACGGCUGUUCCGCGCCGUUCCAUGGUUCAGGAGGGAGACGACGUGGUCGUGACUGUUGAGAACGGCGACCUGAGGGGCGUGGUGGCCACGUCACUGAACGGCGCUCUCUACAACCAGUUCCUCGGCAUACCGUUCGCCACGCCGCCUGUGGGAGAUCUCCGAUUCCGUGACCCGCAGCCGGCUCCCUCCUGGUCCGGGGUUCGAGACGCGCUUACCCUCGCGCGAGGCUGCCCCCAGACCGACUACGACGGUUCCGAAGACUGCCUCUACCUCAACGUGUAUGUGCCGGCUACGGGGGGUGGUCCUUUCCCCGUCAUGGUCUACAUUCACGGUGGCGGCUUCUCAAGGGGUUUUUCCUUCGAUGGUACUCCACACUAUUUCGUGGAGAAGGGAACUGUGUUGGUCACAACCGCCUAUCGUCUCGGCGCACUUGGUUUCAUGAGCCUGCAGAACGAUGACAUCCCGGGCAAUGCGGGCCUCAAGGACCAGGUGCUGGCACUGCAGUGGGUACAGAACAACAUUGCCAGCUUCGGUGGGGAUCCUAGCAGGGUCGCCAUUUUUGGUGAGAGCGCUGGCGGCGCCUCCACAUCACACCUGUUCCUUUCACCAGCGACCAGAGGGCUCUUUAGCCAAGUGAUCAUGCAGAGUGGAGUAGCGACGACCCCCUGGGCGCUGGCUGAUAAUCCUCGCGAGAAGGCAUACCGUAUGGCGGAGGCGCUCGGUUUCCAGGCACAGGGCGACAACCACACUGACGACGACGACGUACGGUUGGCUGCCUUCUUUCGAGCUGCCAACUAUUCAGACCUCAUUAACGACACCUCAAUCGCACUCUCGGAUCUCGAGAACCGCUGUCCACUAUCGCUGGCGUUCGUACCCGCCGUGGAACCGCCAUCGGACUCGGCGGUGAUCGUCGAGCCUCCAGCAGACAUUCUCAGGACCGGCAGUUACAACCAGGUGCCCAUAAUUGUGGGCGUCACUUCCGCAGAAGGCACCGUCGUACCCACCUUGACCGAAGCAAAGAUCGCGGACUUGAAGGAGAACUUCACAAUGCUGAUCGGCUCCCAGCUGCCACUGCCCACGGAGGAACAGCGGAUUCGUGCUGCGGAGCAGCUGGAGCAAUUCUACUUUGGGGACGAGGGCUUCUCCACGGACGACAUGCAAGCCGUUAUUGAUCUGUUUUCAGACUUGUACUUCAUACAAUCAGCGGACUCCUUCGCUAGGACCGUGGCCAACUCCAACAGCCUACCUGUUCACUUCUAUUUCUUCGAGUACAAUGGAACUGGCUCUACAGAUUACGGUAUGAAGCAUGCAGGGGAAACUCCGUAUCUGUUUCCGAGCAACUCAUCGGGACCAGACACGGACCCCAAUUCCAAUGAUGGGCAGGUGGCAGACCUGUUGACAACUCUGUGGACCAAUUUCCCCAAAUACGGUGAUCCGGCGCCAUCCGGAAGUCCAGUGGUGUGGGAAACGUUGACGGCGAAUGCUUCCAACUAUCUGGAUAUGCAACUGGAGUUUACAACACGUCAGGACGUCCUCAAGGAACGGAUGGAUUUCUGGAGAGAUAUACUAGCUUCUUAAAGAGCUGAAUGCUGUGAUAUUCUUUGUUAUGUUCUGCUCACUGCAAAAUACAUUUUAAUGCGUUUAGUUUGAAAACAACA